CCCAACUGGGACUUUUCUUUUAAAAUCGGGUUUCCAUUUAACGGUUCUUCCUGCUGCCUUCAGUCUCUCACUCUGUUUAGGGUCCGUCAGGCUGCGGCGCUGAGCGCGGAUGCACGGUGUCGGUGUGUUUACUCGCUCUGUAAUGUAGAAUAACCUGCCUAUUGACACGGCGAUCAGGGUGAACAUACGAUCAGUGACCAGCAGCGGACCAGCCUGACUUAUUUCAGCAUGAAUGAGCCAGAAGGACUGCGGUUCCGGAGGAUAAACAGACCUCAGAUAAUAACAGACGAGACCCAUGAACCCCAAUACAAAGGCACGAGCACGUACAGUGGGAAGGUGUUCAGAGUUACUUUGCUCACACUGGGUGGAUUCCUGCUGUUCCCGCUGCUGGUAGUCGUUUUCCUGCUGGAGUCCCCGAUUCAGCCGGAGGCGUUCAGCCUCAACGAGCCACCCUUCAUGACUGGCUGCUUUGAACCCAACCUAAAGCUGAGACAGGCGGAGAGACUGUUUGAGGAUCAGCUCAUUGGGCCUGAAUCUAUUGCCAAUAUUGGAGAUGUUCUUUACACUGGUACUGCGGAUGGAAAGAUAGUGAAAAUUGACGGAAGAAAAAUGAGUGUUUUGGCAACUCUUGGCAAGCCGCCAUGUGGGUCUCGAGAGCAGGAGCAUGUUUGUGGACGGCCUCUUGGAAUCAGAGUGGGUUCCAAUGGCACCUUGUUUGUAGCUGACGCCUACUUGGGGCUGUUCGAGGUUAAUCCUGUCACAGGCGAGUCAACCCUUCUGGUCAGCACUCGGAAGAUGGUUGGGGGCCGGCGUUUAUCCUUUAUCAACGACAUGGAUGUGACUCAGGAUGGGAAGAAGGUGUACUUCACUGACUCUAGCAGCAGGUGGCAGCGUAGAGACUACCUGAGCCUCAUCAUGGAAGCUACAGCUGAUGGACGGGUUCUGGAGUAUGACACGGAGACCAAAGAGGUUACUGUGAUGAUGGAGAACUUGCGCUUUCCUAAUGGAAUCCAGUUGUUUCCUGAUGAAGAGUCUGUUCUUGUUGCUGAAACAACAAUGGCAAGAAUAAGAAGGGUUCACGUGGCUGGACUCAAUAAAGGAGGCAUGGAUACUUUCAUAGACAAUCUCCCUGGUUUUCCAGACAACAUCCGGCGCAGCUCCUCAGGGGGUUACUGGGUGGUCAUGUCAGCUGUGAGGCCUAAUCCUGGUUUCUCCAUGCUUGAUUUCCUGUCCCAAAGGCCUUGGAUUAAAAAGCUUCUAUUUAAGCUCUUCAGCCAGGACAUGAUGAUGAAGUUUGUGCCUCGCUACAGCCUGGUGGUGGAACUACAGGAUGGAGGAACGUGUGUGCGGAGUUUCCACGAUCCCCACGGCAUGGUGGCUGCCCAUAUUAGCGAGGCCCAUGAGUACAAUGGCCACCUCUACCUGGGCUCCUUCCGUUCACCUUACCUGUGUAAGCUAGACCUCAGCAAAGUGUGAAAUAACCCUCCUGUUCAGCAGAAUAAGGAGCCACUGAGGCAUUUCUUGGGGCUGCUUUUCCUUCGUCAUUUCACGCCUCUUCCAGGAAAGAAGCAAUUAACACUUCUGGCACAUUAACUGGAGCCACAGCAACCGAUCCCUUGUAUUCCCAUCCAACAACCCCAAUCCCUCAGACGCACUGAUGGAUAUGAUACUGUUACCAUGUCCUUUUUAGCUCUUACAUAUGCUUGAACUUUGAUUCUGCUCUGUCAUGUGGGUGUGACUUUACAUUUAGUUGUCCUGUUUUACAUCUUGUGGUGUGUCAUUAGCACAUCUGGAGAAUAUGCUAGGUUGCUUUAUUUGAGUUGGCAUUUCUAUUUUCGUUUUCCUCCCUGUGAGAGAGAGCACAUUGAGCACAUGCUCUUUUGUUUUAUUUGCACUGAAGAACUGUCAUCUAGCCCUUAAAAUAGAGCUGCUGUUUUCCUUCUGCAAACUGUGACAAAUAUCAAAGCAGGUGAUGACUUGUGAAGUGAACUUCCAGUUACAGUGCCAAAAAAUGUUGCUUGGGAACACAAACACUUUUACAGAUUCAUCUGUCCCAGUACUAUCCCCUAGCUUGGUCUAAUACGUUUAAAAUUAGUUUUGUAUAAUUGCAUUUUCAGUGUUUUUUUUAUUUGAUACUUUGUGUCAUAUUUUGUGCUUUGCACAGUUUUUGUUCGUUGGUCUGAUCUUCUUUAGACCUUGCAUUAACCCUGUGUUUCAAGUCUGGAGAUACUUUAGCUGGAUUCUAUUUAUACUUUUCACAAAAAUGGAUCCCUAGUCUGACUAGAUGAGAUGCAAUUUUACUUUCCUGCUUAAAAAGCACAUGCGUUAUUUACUGUAACAUUCUGUUGACAUCUGUUCCUACUAGUCAUCUGUUGGAUACCUUCAUCAGCCCAGAGUGCAAGAACAGACUACAGCUUUGCGUGUUCUCCAUUUAGCUUUUCCUUGUUUAGCCUGUCACCUGGUGGUCAAGAUACCUCUCAAGAUGCAUCUCUGACCACAUCAGAAUAUGAUACAAGUGAUCCACUCGUAAUCUUAUUACAAUGCAUCCUGGGUGUGCGUAACAUCUAGCUUUUUAUGCAGUAAAGUGAAAACCAAACACGAUCUCUGAUCACCAGAAACUUGUGUUGAUGCAAGGUGUAAACAGCCUCCCUGAGCUUCCGUUAGCCAAGACAGUUUUUCUCUGGAAAUGGUAUUAAUAAGUAGCAAUAAUCUCUUUCUGGAUGCUUACACCAGUUAGUUGAUCUGUGGCACCUCGGUCACGCACAUUUCAUGGAAGAGACGGUGUAGUUUGACCAAGGAAAAAAAAUGAAAUAUGUUCAGAUGAACGUAAAUUCUUCACUCACUACUACAGGUGGGAAUUUCUAGGUACAUCAAAAUUGGAAAUCUAAAUUCUUAAUGCAUCCUGAUUUUUGUUAAUCUUUACAAGUAGUGUUAGUUUAAUUUGAACAUAGCUAUGUCUACUGCUAAGUCUGCUGCCCCACAUCCUUACAUUUCACUAUCAAAUGUUUUUUUUAAACAAAAAAAAAACUUUAAUUUUGUUCUUUAUGGCACACUGCACACAGUAUGACCAACGGAGUUUAUUUUUCAUCAGAAAAGUUUGGAACCGUUGACAUUUUUCAAUAAAAACACUUGUGUACAGUCGUAUGCAUACAUUUGAAUACCCCUGGUCAAAUUACAUCUUUUGUUGAUUUUUUAAGUGUAAAGAAAUUAACAUCUUCUGCAGGAUAUAUAAUAAAAUUUUCUGUUGAUUUUAGUUCAUUUUUAUUUAUCUGCUGGGUGUACACUGUAGAAAGACUUGGGUUCAGACUAAGAUAAUGACUUCAUGUGGAAACAAGUAAAUUAGUGUUAUUCAACCUAAAUAAAUGUUUUGGAUGAA
Messenger RNA from Pygocentrus nattereri (red-bellied piranha), 3376 nucleotides. RefSeq names its product adipocyte plasma membrane associated protein (gene apmap). The coding region runs from base 229 to 1476 and encodes 415 amino acids. Lineage: Eukaryota; Metazoa; Chordata; Actinopteri; Characiformes; Serrasalmidae. The record is from RefSeq and is a predicted model, not a curated record. The transcript has 9 exons. Gene Ontology annotation, molecular function: strictosidine synthase activity. Gene Ontology annotation, biological process: biosynthetic process.